AGUCUCUCAUCAAGCAAUCUUGUUGUUUACAUAUAAACAAAAGCAAGAGAGUUAAGCUCAAGAAUGGCUGCAGUGGUGAGAGAAUCAGUGUUGAAGAACGACGCCGAUGGCCCGAUCAAGGUGAAAGGCGGAUUAGGAAAUAACAGCUACUUCAAAAACUCCGUUUAUCAGAGAUUGGCUACGGAUGUUGUAAAGGACAUAGUUGAUGACGAAAUUAGCAAGAAGCUAGACGUAAAAUCCUUGAUAUCAACUUCAAAUAAUACGAUUGUGCUUGCAGAUUUAGGAUGUGCAGUUGGUCCAAAUACCUUUACUUCUAUGGAAAGAAUCAUAGAUGUCAUAAAAAGGAAGUACCAAUCUCAAUGCCCUACUUCUGCAAUGCCUGAAUUUCAAGUUCUCUUUAAUGAUCAACCCUCCAAUGAUUUCAACACCCUCUUCAUUUCUCUACCACCGGAAAGGGAAUACUUUGCCGCCGGCGUUCCUGGUUCUUUUUACAAGAGAUUAUUCCCAGAAUCCUCUCUCCAUGUUGCACAAUGUCAUUACUCACUCUACUGGCUCUCUAAGGUGCCAGAAGAGCUGGAAGACAAGAAUUCUCCAGCAUGGAACAAAGGGAGGAUUCACUACACAAGUGCCCCUGACGUAGUCCUUAAAGCGUAUGCAAAACAAUGGGCUGACGACUUUAACGAUUUCUUGAAUGCCAGAGCUAAAGAGAUGGUGCCUGGCGGGCUGCUCAUAGUUGUGAUGCCAAGUAUCCCAGAUGGGAUCCCUUAUUCUGAGCUAGCAAAUGGAAUAUUGUUCAAUCUAAUGGCUUCAAUCCUUCUCGACAUGGCCAAAAGGGGACUCAUAAGAGAAGAAGAAGUCGACGGCUUCAACCUAUCGAUAUACGCUGCUCCUCCGGGGGAAUUUGCUGCAGCGGUGGAAAAGAAUGGAUAUUUCAGCAUUGAAGCAAUUGGGCUAACGAAUCCAGCACCAUGGUUAACAGACGACGUGCAUGUUGACAUGAGAGAAUUUCUGAGGCACAUAAGGGCAGCUUGGGAAGGAAUGUUCAUUAAACAAUUUCCAAGUGACGUUGUCGAUGAAUUUUUCGAGCAGUUAAUGCUUAGACUUCCGGAGGUUUUUGAGCAGAUGGAAAGAGCAUACAAAGAUAAAAUUCAAUCCCAUUAUGUCUUGCAACGCAAAUGAUAUGAAAUUGAAAAUUUUAUGCAUUUUAAAUAAAGUGAACCAUGCAAUAUGGAUGGCCAACGGUCAUGCCUUUGUAUUUUGGUUCGAUCAGA
This is a messenger RNA of Manihot esculenta (cassava), 1271 nucleotides long. Its product is annotated as loganic acid O-methyltransferase. The record is from RefSeq and is a predicted model, not a curated record. Bases 64 to 1179 code for a protein of 371 amino acids. Lineage: Eukaryota; Viridiplantae; Streptophyta; Magnoliopsida; Malpighiales; Euphorbiaceae. Gene Ontology annotation, biological process: methylation. The transcript is spliced from 3 exons. Gene Ontology annotation, molecular function: S-adenosylmethionine-dependent methyltransferase activity.